Ostrinia nubilalis (European corn borer) is the source of this 570-nucleotide messenger RNA. RefSeq lists its product as uncharacterized. Lineage: Eukaryota; Metazoa; Arthropoda; Insecta; Lepidoptera; Crambidae. The transcript has a single exon. The record is from RefSeq and is a predicted model, not a curated record. Bases 1 to 570 code for a protein of 189 amino acids.
AUGGCGCUGUAUGGCGCCCCAGUCUGGGCGGACGCACUCAACAAGAGGGAGAAUGCUGCCCUUCUGCGCAGACCCCAGCGGGCCAUAGCGCAGAGGGUCGCAACUCGCAAGAACCUACCGCACGGUAGGGCACACUGCGACGUGCGUCCUCGCUGGUACUCCUCCUUGGGAGCUAGAAGCUGGGGUCUUGUCUGUCGUCUAUCACUGGAUGGCAGACCAGAAGGCGCGUGGAAAGCGCCCGGUCCCGGAGCGGUGCGGCGCCGUCACGAAGACAUGACUCGCGCGCAGUUGGCCGCCAUUGGUCCUGUUCUGGACCAAUGGUUGGAACGACCGCACGGGUUCCUCACGUUCCGUCUGGCGCAAGUGCUGACCGGGCAUGGCUGCUUCGGUUCGUACCUGCAAAGAAUCGGUCGAGAGGAAUCCCCGUGUGUCACAAAUGUGGCGCGGCGCAUGACACGGUGCAGCACACCCUCGCGGUCUGCACAGGCUGGGCUGGCGCCGUGUCCUCACUGCGGUCGUGGGCCGGGAUCUUUCGCUUCCGAGCCUGGUCAUCGCCAUGCUGGGAAGUAA